Messenger RNA from Melopsittacus undulatus (budgerigar), 5698 nucleotides. Its product is annotated as growth factor receptor-bound protein 7. NCBI's taxonomy places the organism in Eukaryota, Metazoa, Chordata, Aves, Psittaciformes, Psittaculidae. Gene Ontology annotation, cellular component: basal plasma membrane; plasma membrane; signaling receptor complex. Gene Ontology annotation, biological process: positive regulation of cell population proliferation; positive regulation of MAPK cascade; multicellular organism development. The record is from RefSeq and is a predicted model, not a curated record. Bases 297 to 5363 code for a protein of 1688 amino acids. Gene Ontology annotation, molecular function: ATP binding; transmembrane receptor protein tyrosine kinase activity. The transcript is spliced from 39 exons.
GCCCUGCGUCACUGCUGCUCCCAAACACGCCCGACCUGAAAGUGCGGUUCCUGCCGGUGCCACCGCGGCCGUGACUCACCGGCCCCGACGCCGCGGGGAUGGUCGCGCUCCGGCGGCCAUGGCCGCUCAGCAACAAUCGGGGCUUGUCUCUUCCAUCACCCCCCCCUUCCCUCCCUCCAACCAACGUGGGCACAGCCAUUCCUGCCCCCCGGCCCCCGCUCCGCAUGGACGGGUUGUGGGUCCCGGCCCCAUAACCACCGCGGUGCUGUUGGCCCCGGUUGUCCCCGCAUGGGGACAUGGGGUGGGAGCACCAUCCAGGAAGCCCAUCGGAAGCUGUUGGGAGCAGCCCCGCAGAUAAGCGGCCGCCGGCAGAGCUGUGGCAUUUCCUGCGGAGGCCGGGGCCGCAUUCCCUAUGGGAUGAGGAUGGGAAGGGAGAGGGGACCCCGCUGAGCUCCUGCUCCUCACCCGCAGUGUGCACGGGCACCGACAUGAAGCUGCUGCGUCCAUCCAGCCCCGACAGCCACUACGAGACCCUGCGGCACCUGUACCAGGGCUGCCAAGUGGUGCAGGGCAACCUGGAGCUCACCUACCUGCCCCCCGAUGCCGACACCGCAUUCCUCAAGGACAUCAAGGAGGUGCAGGGCUAUGUGCUCAUCGCUGAGAACCAGGUUAUGGGGCUGGAGCUGCGGAACCUGCGCAUCAUCCGGGGCACGCAGCUCUUCCAGGACCGCUUUGCCUUGGCCGUGGUGGGCAAUGGUGGCACUGGUGGCACACAGGGGCUGCGGCAGCUCGGCAUGCGGCACCUCACAGAGAUCCUAAAGGGAGGAGUGCGCAUCGAGAGGAACCCGCAGCUCUGCUUCCAGGAGACCAUCCUAUGGGCUGACAUCUUCCAUCGGCACAAUGAGCUCCAGGAUGAGAUCCAUGUGGAGAGCACCCGCAGCCGAACCUGUCCCGACUGCCGAGCGCUGUGUGCCGAGGGGCACUGCUGGGGAGAGGGGCCAGGGGACUGCCAGACACUGACCAAGAGCAUCUGCCAUGGGUGCCCGCGCUGCAAGGGCACGAAGCCGACCGACUGCUGCCAUGAGCAAUGUGCUGCCGGCUGCACCGGCCCCAAGCACUCGGACUGCCUGGCGUGCCUGAACUUCAACCGGAGCGGGAUCUGUGAGCUCCAUUGUCCUCCCCUCGUCAUCUACAACUCAGACACCUUUGAGUCGGUUCCCAACCGCGAUGGACGUUACACGUUUGGAGCCAGCUGCGUGAGCCAGUGUCCCUACAAUUACCUGGCCACAGAGGUCGGGUCCUGCACCCUCGUGUGCCCCCACAACAGCCAGGAGGUGACGGUCAACAACGUGCAGAAGUGUGAGAAGUGCAGCAAGCCCUGCCCUGAGGUGUGCUAUGGGCUGGGAGUUGACUUCCUCAAGGGGGUCCGUGCUGUGAACGCCUCCAACAUCCAUCACUUCAAUGGCUGCACCAAGGUCUUCGGCAGCUUGGCCUUCCUGCCCGAGACCUUCACUGGGGACCCCAACACCAACACUGCACCCCUGGACCCCAAACUGCUGCGUGUCUUUGAGAGCCUGGAGGAGCUGACGGGGUACCUGUACAUUGCUGCCUGGCCGCCCGGGUGGCAGGACCUUGGGGCCUUCCAGAACCUGCGCAUCAUCCGGGGCAGGGUGCUGCACAACGGUGCCUACUCGCUGACGCUGCGGGACCUGCCGGUGCGGGCGCUGGGGCUGAGGUCCCUGCAGGAGAUCAGCAGUGGGAUGGUUCUGGUGCACCACAACCCCCAGCUCUGCUUCCUGCAGAAGGUGCCUUGGGACAGCAUCUUCCGCAACCCCCGGCAGCGCCUGUUCCAGACCCACAACAAACCCCCCGAGCAGUGCGAGAGCGAGGGGCUGCUCUGCUUCCACCUCUGUGCCCAUGGGCACUGCUGGGGUCCUGGUCCUACCCAGUGCGUGGCCUGCGAGCGGUUCCUGCGGGGCCAGGAGUGUGUGGCCUCCUGCAACCUCCUGGAUGGAGCCAUCCGGGAGCACACCAAUGGGACGCGGUGCCUGCCCUGCCACCCCGAGUGCCAGCCCCAGAACGGCACCGAGACCUGCUUCGGACCGGAAGCAGACCAGUGUGUGGCUUGUGCCCACUACAAGGAUGGGCAGCAGUGCGUGCGCCGGUGCCCCAGUGGGGUGAAGGCAGAUGCCUCCUUCGUGCCCAUUUGGAAGUAUCCGGAUGAAGAUGGUGUUUGCCAGCUCUGCCCCACUAACUGCACCCACUCGUGCACCAUCCGGGAUGAGGACGGCUGUCCCGUGGACCAGAAGCCAAGCCAGGUCACAUCCAUCAUCGCUGGUGUGGUUGGAGCUCUGUUGGUUGUUGUCCUCCUGCUCAUCACUGUUGUCUGCGUCAAGCGCCGGCGGCAGCAGGAACGCAAACACACCAUGAGGCGCCUGCUGCAGGAGACCGAGCUGGUGGAGCCCCUGACGCCCAGCGGGGCCCUCCCCAACCAGGCCCAGAUGAGGAUCCUCAAGGAGACAGAGCUCAAGAAGGUCAAGGUCCUGGGCUCUGGGGCGUUCGGCACCGUCUAUAAGGGCAUCUGGAUCCCUGAUGGGGAGAGCGUGAAGAUCCCGGUGGCCAUCAAGGUCCUGCGGGAGAACACAUCCCCCAAAGCCAACAAGGAGAUCCUGGAUGAAGCCUAUGUGAUGGCAGGGGUGGGCAGCCCCUACGUGUCCCGGCUGUUGGGCAUCUGCCUGACGUCCACAGUGCAGCUGGUGACACAGCUGAUGCCCUAUGGCUGCCUCCUGGACUACGUGCGCGAGAACAAGGACCACAUUGGCUCCCAGGACCUGCUCAACUGGUGUGUGCAGAUAGCCAAGGGGAUGAGUUACCUGGAGGAGGUUCGGUUGGUGCAUCGGGACCUGGCUGCUCGCAAUGUCCUGGUCAAGAGCCCCAACCACGUCAAGAUCACUGACUUUGGGCUGGCGCGGCUGCUGGACAUCGAUGAGACCGAGUACCAUGCGGAUGGUGGCAAGGUCCCCAUCAAGUGGAUGGCACUGGAGUCCAUCCUGCGCCGGCGCUUCACGCACCAGAGCGAUGUCUGGAGCUAUGGCGUCACCGUAUGGGAGCUGAUGACGUUUGGGGCCAAGCCCUAUGAGGGGAUCCCUGCUCGGGAGAUCCCAGACCUGCUGGAGAAGGGCGAGAGGCUUCCGCAGCCUCCCAUCUGCACCAUUGAUGUCUACAUGAUCAUGGUGAAAUGCUGGAUGAUCGACUCCGAGAGCCGGCCCCGGUUCCGGGAGCUGGUCACCGAGUUCUCCCGCAUGGCACGAGACCCUCAGCGCUUCGUGGUCAUCCAGAACGACCUGGCCGGGCUGCCUGGCUCCAUGGACAGCACCUUCUACCGGGCGCUGCUGGAGGAGGAGGACAUGGAGGACCUGGUGGAUGCUGAGGAGUACCUGGUUCCUCACCACGGCUUCUUCAGCGCCGACACCUCCACCACGUACCGGAGCUGCGUGUCCUCCAUGCGGAGCACAGCAGAGACCCCAGUGGAUGCAGAGGAGGGUGAGGCCUUGGCCCCGUUCCCCUUCCCACCGCAGGGUGCGGUGGAGGGGCCGGAGGGCCCCAUGCCGGAGGUGCCGGAUGGGGAUGUGGGGGUGAAGGGGACCCUGCAGAGCCCAUUGCCGGUGCGGGAGCCCAUCACUGCGGCACCAAGGUACAGCGAGGAUCCCACUGCACCGGCGGCUGAGGACAGCGAGGAGCCCCAUGGCACCCAUGGCACCCAUGGUACCCACAGCACCCAUGAUGAUGCCAUGGAUGGGGGGGCUCAGCAGAGCAGCCUCCGGGAGCCCCCCGGGCCGGGAAGCACGGAGCAGGAGGAACGGGAUGGGGGCGAGGGCCCCCCCGAGCUCAAGCGCUCCCAGCCCCUCCUCAUCCAUGGCUGCAGCCGGCAGCCUCUGGAAGAGGAGCCUCGCUCCUCGUCGCUCCCCAGCAUCCCCAACCCGUUCCCUGAGCUCUGCAGUCCCUCCAACUCCCCCAUCCUCAGCAGCCCGGCCCUGGGGCAGGGUCCCCCCCGCGAUGGAGCCUCCCAUGUGGUGAAGGUGUUCGGGGAGGACGGAGCCUGCCGCUCGCUGGAGGCGGCCGAGGGGACCACAGCUCGGCAGCUCUGCCAGACCCUGGUGCGGAGGACACGAUCCCUGCAGGACCAGAGCUGGGCUCUGGUGGAGCUGCACCAGCACCUGGGGCUGGAGCGGUGCCUGGAGGACCACGAGCUGGUGCUGGAGGUGCAGAGCUCUUGGCCCCCAGGCUCUGACACCCGCUUCGUGUUCCGCAAGAACUUUGCCAAGUACGAGCUCUUCCGGAGCCCUGCGCAGUCCCUGUUCCCCGAGGUGAUGGUGUCCAGCUGCCUGGAGGCCAACAAGAGCAUGGCUCACUCUGAGCUCAUCCAGAACUUCCUUAACUCCGGGAGCUGCCCCGAGGUCCAGGGUUUCCUGCAGCUGCGGGAGCCUGGACGCAAGGUCUGGAAGCGUUUCCACUUCUCCCUGCGCCGCUCGGGGCUCUAUUACUCCACCAAAGGCACCUCCAAGGACCCCAGGCACCUCCAGUACUUCGCUGACCUCUCCGAGUCCAACAUCUACUACGUGACGCAGGGAAAGAAGCUCUAUGGGACACCCACCGAGUUCGGCUUCUGCAUCAAGCCCUACAAGGUGCGGAGCGGUGUGAAGGGCCUGAAGCUGCUCUGCAGUGAGGAUGAGCAGAGCCGGAGCUGCUGGAUGGCAGCUUUCCGACUCUUCAAGUAUGGCAUGCAGCUCUACCGCAACUACCAGCAAGCCCAGGCGCGCCUGAGCCAGCCCCACUGGAUCGGCCCCACACCCCUGCGAAGUGUCUCGGACAAUGCACUGGUGGCCAUGGACUUCUCGGGGUGCACGGGCCGAGUGAUCGAGAACCCCAGUGAGGUGCUGAGCGUGGCCCUGGAGGAGGCUCAGGCCUGGAGGAAGAAGACAACACACCGGUACAGCCUGCCGGCAGCAUGCCACAGCUCCCCGCUCAGCGCCGUGAUCCAUCGCACCCAGCCCUGGUUCCAUGGGCGCAUCUCCAGGGAGGACACACAGCAGCUCAUCGGCCGGCAGGGCUUGGUGGAUGGCGUGUUCCUGGUGCGGGAGAGCCAACGUAACCCUAAGGGCUUCGUCCUGUCCCUGUGCCACCUGCAGCGGGUCAAGCACUACCUGAUCCUACCGAGUGAGGAAGAGGGGCGGCUUUACUUCACCAUGGACGACGGACAGACCCGGUUCGCAGACCUCAUCCAGCUGGUGGAGUUCCAUCAGAUCAACCGCGGCAUCCUGCCCUGCAGGCUGCGGCACUACUGCACCUGCGUGGCCCUGUGAGCCCAGCACCGGCGCAGGAUGCGGCCCCUCGGGGCAGGGACACAGCGGAGCCUCCAUCCCCCCCCAACCCAAACCGGUGCCGCUUUGCCUGUGGGGUCCGGGGGUGCCACCCCCAAACUCAAGCACUUUGUUCACCCCCAUCCCCACAGCACCAGCCCCGAGUGUCCCCCCGGGGGGGGGGUCUGGAGCUCCUCACUGCCAGGCCAGGCGGGUUUGGGGGUGCCAGGGGAAGGGGUGAGGGGGGCACCCAGCACCCGGUGUGUUGUGUCCCCCCCCAAGGCCAGUUCAACUGUGAUGUGUUUUAUACCAUUGACAAUAAAGGUUAUUUUUGCAGA